GCGAUAUAAACUUCUUGAACUGCAACCCGCUAUGUCUUCUGCGACGUCAAAACCUUUGGUACUCGUAUACGGUGGUACGGGGGCUACUGGAUCGUCGAUCGUUGACGGGCUCGUCAAGCGCGGCCACUUCGACGUUGGCAUACUCACUCGCCCCGCCUCCGCCUCUAAACCCGCCGUGCUCGCUCUCAAGGACAAAGGGGUGCAAGUUCGUGUCGGCGACGCGGCCACGGACGACGUCGAGACGCUUGCUAAGGCGCUGAGCGGCGCGGAAGUACUCAUUAGCGCCGUGUCGGCGUACGCGCUGCAAUAUCAGUAUCGGCUUUUCGAUGCUGCGAAGGUUGCAGGCGUGAAGAGGGUGGUGCCAUGCGACUUUGGGACGUACACCCCACGUGGGGUGCGCGCCAUGGCUGACCUGAAAUACGCCAUCAGGGACUACAUAGACAGCCUUGGCAUUGGGCACACCUAUAUCGACGUCGGCUGGUGGAUGCAGCUCUCGGUGCCCUACCCCUCCUACGUCAAACCCAACUUUGUCACCGAGCUCCUGCGCAGCUUCGCCGGUGAAGGCGACAAGAAGAACGCGCUUACCGGCCUUCAUGACAUCGGCAAGUUCGUUGCGCGGAUCGUCGAGGAUCCGCGCACGAUCAACCAAUACGUGUUCGUUUGGGGCGAGGAGCGGACCGGGGCGGAAUGCUGGGCCGUCGCUCAGCGCAUCUAUGGCGAGGACCUCGAGAGCCGCAAGGUACGAUUGUCGGGCGAGGACCUGCUCCGGACCGCGAAGGAGGCAAAGGAAAAGAUCGCCGCCGACCCGAGCGCGGCGGGCUUCGAGGCCAACGUGAACUUGUCGCAAAGCGAGUAUCAGUACAGCAUGCACAUCCGAGGGGACAACACAGUUGCCAACGCCAAGGCCGCCGGUGCGCUGGACGCGAGGGAGCUCUAUCCUGAUGUGGAGGUGACGAGCUUCGAAGAGUUUGUUAAGCAGUUCUACGCCAACCCGCCUACGCUGUACGAAGUUUAGCUUAAGCAUCGGGAC
This is a messenger RNA of Punctularia strigosozonata HHB-11173 SS5, 1030 nucleotides long. RefSeq names its product NAD(P)-binding protein. The record is from RefSeq and is a predicted model, not a curated record. Lineage: Eukaryota; Fungi; Basidiomycota; Agaricomycetes; Corticiales; Punctulariaceae. The transcript is spliced from 4 exons. Bases 32 to 1015 code for a protein of 327 amino acids.